UCCAGCAACAUAUGGAAGACAAUGAAAAGACAAAGGCUUAUAAUAAAAUGCAUAGACAUGAAUGGGAUCUUAUAGCAGAAUGGACAUAUGAAGUGCCUCCUGUGAUAGACAUUGCUGCAGAAGGCAAUGUUUGGGCAUCUGUUAUCACUUGGCACAUAUGCCGUGUAGAUAGGAAGUUAUAGGAGGGAUAUAUUAUUGAUCGGAUUUGCAUGCCAGUGGCUCUGUGCCAUAGUUUUAGUGCAAGAAAGAGGUGACUUUAUCCUAAGGCUGACAGCUGGGAGCUAAUCCCAGUAGUGGAUAAGAAGAGGCAUUGAUGGUAAUGGGUUUGCAGUUCUGUCUUACAACCCUAAUCUGUAUAUACAAUAAUAGAACGGCAGAAGCCGACCCAGGAGGCAGCGGCUGCCCACACAAUAGCAUUUCAUUGUGGUCAUUCUCAUCAUGAAUCUGCAGGAGGCGACGUAUUAUUUGGGGAAGCUGGGACAGAGUUGGGUAAAUAGAAGACGCUGUUGACUGAUGCUUUAUACCCAUCGCAGCUAAAAGUAUCAGGAAGCAAAUAGAGAAACUCCAUGAAGCCGAAUCCGAUUUUGCUGUAGGCUAUAUAAACAAGUGACCUGCCAUGUCACAAAAGGAGUUUGAAGAUUACUGUCUUCUAUACAAUGACCCGAGCCACCGUGUAGAAUUCCUUGACUCAUUUAGGACAUUUUAUAAAGAAGGUCUAUUCACCGAUGUUACCUUGAUGAGCUCCUCUGGGAAGAUCUUUCAGUGCCAUAAAGCAGCUCUUGCAGCAUGCAGUCACUAUUUUAAGGUGAUGUUCACAGCCGAUAUGAAGGAAAAGUCCAACAAUCAGAUCAAGUUGUCUGGUAUUGAUCACACCAUCCUCGAAACACUACUGAACUAUACUUACACCGCACAGAUCAAGAUAACAACCAAGAACGUCCAAUGUCUUCUGCAAGCGGCUGACCAGCUCCAUUUCGUAUCAGUCAAAGAGGCCUGUGAAAAGUUCCUGGUGAGGCAUCUGGAUGUUGACAACUGUCUGGGAAUGCAUUCUUUUGCCGAGUUUCACGUGUGUCCGGCUUUGGAAAAGGAAUCUAGAAGAAUCAUUGUUUCUAGGUUUCAAGAAGUUUGGACUCAAGAUGAGUUUGUGGACAUCAGUCUUGAGAAGCUGCUGUAUAUCUUCUCCCAGAAGAACCUCAAUGUGUGGACGGUGGAGGCUCUUUUACAGCCUCUCAUGAGAUGGACUGCACACGAUUCCAGGAAUCGGCUUGAACAUAUUUAUGAGCUAUUGAAAUGUAUCGAAGUUGAUGUGGAUGAAAAUUACCUCAGGACCUCAUUGAAGUUGCACAAAAAACAUCUGCUCAAUGAAAAUAAGAUACAAUCUUUACUGUAUUAUGCUUUACGGACUAAAUCGCUAGAAGUGCCCAAAAGAUCAACAGCCAACAUGUAUGUAGUUGGGGGCUACUACUGGCAUCCCUUAUCCGAAGUGCACAUCUGGGACCCUGAGCGCAACAACUGGAUUCAGGGAGUGGAAAUGCCGGAUCACACCAGAGAGAGCUACAGUGCUACCAGUCUAGGGCCUCACAUCUACUUAACCGGUGGCUACAGGACAGAUAACAUAGAGGCCCUAGACACUGUGUGGAUUUAUAAUACAGAGACAGAUGAAUGGACAGAGGGAUGUCCUAUGCUUCACGCAAGGUACUACCACUGCUCCGUCACCAUGGGUGGCUGCGUGUAUGCCUUAGGAGGUUACAGGAAAGGAGCUCCUGCCCAAGAAGCAGAAUUUUAUGAUCCAUUAAAAAAGGCUUGGUUUCCAAUUGCAAACAUGAUAAAAGGUGUUGGGAAUGCCACCGCCUGUGUGCUGCGUGACGUCAUCUAUGUCAGCGGAGGCCACUAUGGAUACAGAGGAAGUUGCACCUAUGAUAAAAUUCAAAGCUUUCACUCUGAUUUAAAUGAAUGGAGCAUCUUAUCUGUUUGUCCACAUCCAGAGUAUGGACUGUGUUCUGUUGCACUAAACAAUAAGCUUUACCUGGUCGGAGGACAGACUACGAUCACUGACUGCUAUGAUCUUGACAGCAAUGAGUGGCUGGAGCGAGCGCCAACUAUGGAGCGGAGGAUGGAAUGUGGCGUCAAUGUCAUGAAUGGAUUUAUAUACAUCACCGGAGGCUACUCCUGGUCUAAAGGCACCUACCUACAGAGCAUAGAGAAGUACAAUCCUGAAUCUGACAAAUGGGAGCUGGUGGGAAAUCUUCCCAGCCCUAUGCGCUCCCAUGGAUGUGUCUGUGUAUAUAACGUAUAGGCAUACACAUUGGCCCUCAUUUACUAUUGCAAACCGACAUGUUUUGUCGGGUUGUGUGCCAGAUGCUGGCGCAUUGCGCCACAAAUUCUGUCUGCGCCAGAAUUUGCGCCAGAAUUGAAAAAAACCCUGACUAACUCUCCAUUUAGCUAAGAAAACCCGAAAACGGGGUUGGGAAAAGGGGGCGUGGUCACCGAAAAGGGGCGUAUUCCCGACAUUUUCACAAAAUCCCAACAUAUUUACUAAGGUUUCCACAUAAAAUGUGGUGGAUUUCAGCUGAGAAAAACCAGACAGAUCAGAACAUGUGUAUAAAAAAGCAAAGUGUAGGGAAAGUGGAAAAUGUAGGGAAACCUUAGUAAAUACCGUGGAAAAUAAAUUGUAGGGAAUUAAAACCCACAAAGAAACCUACACAACCCUCUUAGUAAAUCAGGGCCAAUGUGUGGUAUAUGUAGUGAAUUAUUCAAUGUGAAGUUUAAUACGUCAACUCAGGUCCAUGGGAUCAAACUUGUCCCAAAUUAUUAGUCAACUGAUAUUGGUUAAAUAUAGUAACUGGCUUUCUUUCCAGCCUGACCACAGUGCUCUCUGCUGCCACUUCUGUCCAUGUCAGGAACUGCCCGAUGCAGGAAAGUUUUGCUAUGGGGAUUUGCUCCUACUCUGGACAGUUCCUGACACAGACAAAGGUGUAUAUAGAUCUUACUUAUAUAAUUGUGUUUGAUUUCCUUAUCAUUUUCAAGAGUUCUGCUUGCUGUCAGUGAAUAGAUUUAUUUUUUAAGACUACUUUGAUAGAGCCAUGCCCCUGAGCGAUCAGGACUAGCAGCAGUGAUCUUGGAAAUGUCAAGGAAUUUUACCACAACAUACGCUGCAAAAUUGCAUAAAAUAAUAAUUAUCACCUAUACUCCUGAAAGGCCAUCAAUAUUAGAUUGACAGGGGUCAGACUCCCAGCACCCCAGCUGAUCAGCUCUUUGAGGGGGCCACAACACUGGUGCGAGCACUGCAACCUCUUCAAUGUCUUCUAGAUCAUUGGGGUCCGACUCCCAGCACCACAUCUGAUCAGCUCUUUGCACUUGUCUAUGCAGUACAGGAAUAUGGGUGCACUACUGUGGUAGAUGUAUACAAUGAAUUUGGCUAAUUCCUCAACACUGAUGUUAAAAUUGAGACAUUCGUCAGUAUAUCCUUAUAUCAAGAACACACCAGAGCCCGCACACCAACGCCAAGGUUUCUCAAAUGGCACGGGACCUAGCGCUAAACCUACCUGUGCGUGAUAAGCAAAACAGGGGCCAAUGGGCUAUUACGGCAGCAUUAGAUCUACUCACAACCUUCUCCCAGGUACCCUCCAGCGUGACUGCAAGCACACAUACAAUGGGAGGAGGGAGAGAGGCUACAAGCCCCACCUGAGUUGGCUAAUAUAGGUGCAUGGCCUCACAGGUGCUACCCUAAUGCUGCCUGGAAGAUAUUCAAGGCGCAUUACAUAUGGAGUUUACACACCUCCAAGUAUAACAUUUAAACAAACAACAAAAAACGUGGUCUCAAAUGGCCAGAGGCGCCCAAACCCCAAAUGCGGCCGCGCACCCACACUGGGGGAGCAGAUCCUGCCCUUGUAGUCCGUAGCUAGGGGUGAUCCCCAGCAUAAAAAUGCAUACAAUGGAGGAUGCCUGCAGCGGACUACAAGUGCCACAAAUGAAUCCUACACCAGAUAGACGGUGUGGAUGUGUAACAAUUAGAAUAAUACAAUACUGUGGUAGAUGUAUACAAUGACAUUGGCUAACCCACUUGUCUAUGCAGAAGCGCAGUGCUGGCCUGUUUCCAUUCAAACAUCUAUUAGAUCAUUGGGGUCUGACUUCUGGUACCCCCUCCAAUCUAAUAGUGAUGGCCUAUAUAGUGGAAGCACCAGAAAUCUUUGCAGGCCGGAUAUCCCCUAUAGGCCAUAUCCACGAGACUUACAGAUAACACUGAAGCACAUGUUUUGCAGAAUUUUAGAAUUGGUGCAUUAUAAGCUGGUAUACAUAUUAGGCACAUGUCGUCGGAAUUGGCCGGCCAUCUAUUGUGUACGGGGUAGGGUUGCCACCUUGCCGGUAUUUUACCGACACAGACUGUAUUUUAGCCACCCUGCCGGUAUUUUUAUAUUAAAAAUACCUGCAAUGCAAUGGCCGGUAUUUAUCCAACCAAUCCUCCAACUCCCGGAAUUUUGCACCAUAACCUAUACCAGCGUUUCCUAACCAGAAUGCCUCCAGCUGUUGGAAAACUACAACUCCCAGCAUGCCCGGACAGCCAACGGCUGUCCGGGCAUGCUGGAAGUUGUAGUUUUCCAACAGCUGGAGGCACGCCUGGUUGGGAAACACUGACUUAUACUACUGUAUAUACUACUAUAUAAUCCAUCAUGCUGGAGGUUGUAGUUUUCCAACAGCUGGAGGCACGCCUGGUUGGAAAACACUGACUUAUACUACUGUAUAUACUACUAUAUAAUCCAUCAUGCUGGAAGUUGUAGUUUUCCAACAGCUGGAGGCACGCCUGGUUGGAAAACACUGACUUAUACUACUGUAUAUACUACUAUAUAAUCCAACAUGCUGGGAGUUGUAGUUUUCCAACAGCUGGAGGCACCCCUGGUUGGGAAACACUGACCUAUACUAUAUACUACUAUAUAAUCCAACAUGCUGGGAGUUGUAGUUUUCAUUUGGGGCAGCUGCUGAGCCACAGGCUGUAUCAGGGCAUGCUGGGAGUUGUAGUUAGUAACUAAGAAAUUAAUUUUAAAAAAAAGAAAAAGCGAUCCAAAAUUCACAUCAAAACAAAAAUGGUCCUGUUAAAAACUACAGAUCAGGGCGCAAACUAUCAGCCCUCAUUCCGACCCCUAAAGUUAUAGGGUAAGGGUCAGAAUAGGACAAAAUUUCCCCUGCAUAAGUGUAUCCUGUGAUGUUAUGCAUAUAAUUAAUUAUGCAAAUUUGCAUGGCCUGUUUUUUAUGUAAGAACGGUGGCAGCCCUAGUCCUGGGGGGGGGGGGUUGUUCUCCUUAUUCUCUCCCGAUGUUAGAUGUCAGGGCAGAGAAGAAUGGUUUUUAUUGGAUUUCAACUGCCGGAUCCUUUUGUUCUCAGGUAGAUACGGCCCACUUGCUGUCAACAGCAGAUUGUUGCGGACAUUAAAGGGGUACUCCGCCCCUAGACAUCUUAUCAGAUAAGAUGUCUGAUCGCAGGGGUCCCGAUGCUGGAGACCCCCGUGAUAUUUGUGCAGCACCUGGCAUUCCUUUAGAACACUGGGAGUGGGUGGUGGGGGUCCUGAUGUCAUGACCACGCCCCUCAUGAAGUCACACCACCCUUAAAUGCAAGUCUAUGGGAGGGGGCGUGGCGUGGCCUCCCAUAGACUUGCAUUGAGGGGGCAUGGUGUGACGUCACGAGGGGGCGUGGCAUGAUGUCACAAGGGGGAACAAGAUGUUCGAACGCUGGGGCAGCGGAGUAUCCCUUUAAAGGGGUACUCCGGUGGAAAACUUUAUUUAUUUAUUUUUUAAAUCAACUGGUGCCAGAAAGAUAAACAGA
Molecule: messenger RNA, 5813 nt
Organism: Hyla sarda
Lineage: Eukaryota; Metazoa; Chordata; Amphibia; Anura; Hylidae
Gene: KLHL23
Product: kelch like family member 23
Exons: 4
Coding region: 617-2293 (558 amino acids)
Molecular function (GO): protein binding
Source: RefSeq, a predicted model, not a curated record